Fraxinus pennsylvanica is the source of this 2124-nucleotide messenger RNA. The record is from the annotation of a GenBank genome assembly. NCBI's taxonomy places the organism in Eukaryota, Viridiplantae, Streptophyta, Magnoliopsida, Lamiales, Oleaceae.
AUGCCUUCUUCAAAAUCGAAUUCUGACGACAAUCUUAUCGGCGGAGGAAUGGGCGGGUACACGUUGAAAACGGAUAUGUGUUCGUCCACUAAAAGCCGCCAGCUAACGCGCGCAAGGAAGUUGCGGCAUUUGACGGAUAACGACGUGGAGCUUUGGCGAACGCCUACCCAUUGUGUCAAUUCGCUCUCUCAGCCGUGCCCUCAGCCGCUGCCUCUGCCUCUUCCGGAAGUUCAGGUUCUGUUGCGACAUGAUGUAAAGUUGAAUGGUUCCGCUACUAAUUCGUAUAAUCUGCCCUCGCCCUACGACGCGCUUAGUAAUGUUGGUCACAGAGGUGGUGGUGGAGGUGAAGAGAGGAAUAUAGAAAGGGAGAAAUCCAAGGCGUUAAAUGCAUAUGCUAUUGAUGGACCCAAUAGGCUUAAUAGAUUAGAUAGCCAAGAUGCUCAGAUGAAUGCAGCUCGUACUGAAAUGCGGUCAUCUGGGAAAUCUUCUUGGGCAGAAAAUGGCUUGGAAAGAUUGUUAAAUAACUGCAACAUCUAUAUUCCUGCAAGUGCUCCAAUUAGUCCUUAUUCAAGCCCCGGACCAAGCCCUCCAAGAGGUGGAAGUGAUUUUCUUGCAGCACAUUACCCGACUCCUCCAAGUGUUGUUCAAGCUUGGUCUGCACCAGAGGUGCCACAUUCAGAUUCAGAUGCAAAUCUUGGCCUAGGGUUUUCCUACCAAAUACCACCCCAAAAAGGUGCAUCAAGUGAUGACAGUUCUCCCAUCCAUAGUCCGAGGGAAAGUUCCCACCGACGCACAACAAGUGCUACUAGGCCUGUAUCAUGGCAUGAGAGCAAUUCUCAAGCCACUGUUCAUCACUUACCUCUUCCUCCAAGAGCUUCCUUGCCUUCACAGGCUACUCCAUUGUCCCCAAAACCAACUAGAACUGAAUUUCCAGGAUCUUGCAUGCCUUCACAGCCAACUCCAAUUUCCCUACUUGCACCUAAAUCUGAUUUUCCAGGAGCUACAUUGCCUUCACACCCAGUCCCAGUUAAACCAGAAUUGAUGCCUAUUAAAGGUCAAUGGCAGAAAGGAAAGCUUAUUGGGUGUGGGACAUUCGGAAGUGUGUAUGUAGCCUCAAAUAGAGAGACUGGAGCCUUAUGUGCCAUGAAAGAAGUUGAAAUUUUACCAGAUGACACAAAAUCUGCUGAGCGUAUGAGGCAAUUGGAACAGGAAAUUGAAGUGCUUAGCAAUCUGAAGCAUCCAAACAUUGUGCAGUAUUAUGGUAGUGAAAUUGUUGGCGACCGGUUUUAUAUAUACCUGGAAUAUGUUCAUCCUGGUUCAAUCAAUAAAUUCAUCCGUGACCAUUGUGGAGCUAUCACGGAAUCUGUAGUUCGCAAUUUUACUCGUCACAUUCUCUGUGGGCUGGCUUAUUUGCAUAGUACAAAAACCAUACACAGGGACAUCAAAGGUGCUAAUUUGCUUGUUGAUGCAUGUGGAGUUGUCAAGCUUGCUGACUUUGGGAUGGCUAAACAUAUGACUGGUCAAGCUGCUAAUCUUUCGUUCAAGGGUAGUCCAUACUGGAUGGCUCCCGAGCUCUUGCAGUCUGUGAUGCAGACAGAUGCUAGUUCUGAUCUUGCUUUAGCAGUUGAUAUAUGGAGCUUGGGCUGUACUAUAAUUGAAAUGAUGAAUGGAAAACCCCCUUGGAGUGAAUGCGAAGGGCCUGCAGCAUUGUUCAAGGUUUUAAAGGAGAAUCCACCAAUACCUGAAACCAUGUCAGCAGAUGGCAAAGAUUUCUUGCGCCGUUGCUUUAGAAGAAAUCCAGCUGACAGGCCAACAGCUAGCAUGUUGCUCGAACAUCCAUUUGUGAACCAGUUAGUUAAUGGAAUAACAUCAACGGACAAUAAAAAAUUUCAGCAAUCAACUUAUAAAUUCGAUCGAGUGCCUGUGUCCAAAGAUACAUGGACCACAAAGGGCAAACUGCAGGCUAUCAAUGAGACUAGCCAACGAGGUGAACGUGAAGUAUCCAAUUUAGCCAUGGUUCCACUUCUUUCUCGUUCAACUCUUGAGGCUCUUCCUAGUUUAUCACCAUUGUGCUUGGGCAAUUCAUUACCCCUAUGGUUCCAGCAUUCCAGCAAAUGUUCCUAG